UGGAGAAUAUUUAACAGAUUGUAUUUGACGCUCAUUGUUGAUGGCCGGUGCAGCUAGGUAAUAUUACCUGUGACGUGCUCACCUAGUGUUCAGAUCUAGUCAACUGAGACAUUUAAAUUGGCCGACAGAUCUGCUCACUUCUAUGGACUUUGGUGUUUAAUAGAGAAUUCUUCCAUCCAGACACAGUGUGUUGUGUAUACACAUGUGUAAUCAGAGGGUUGUGCCAGGGAAUAUUUACAUGUUGGAUGUUACGAGACUGGUUAUUAACUGGAUGAAGGCUGUUGUGCAGACAGCAGGACUCUGAAGAAACAAGGUAGAGACAAACUGGAUGUAGAAGUUUAGAAGAGUCUUCAACACGAUUGGUCCAAAAUGCCACUGAGCCUUUUUAUCUUAUAGCUGGUGUGAGUGUUUUGCAUAGAGAGGCAAAUAUCAGAGCUCUUCAGUUUCUAAAAAAAGGAGAACUUCAGCAGACUUUUCUUCCUCCUUGCGCUAGAGAGCUUUCUCUGAGCAGACUAUAAUCAGCAUGGAAGCCUAUAAUAAUAAUAAUAACAAUAUGGAGAUGUCCUUUCGAAUGCGGAGCUCUAAGUUCCGCCACGUGUUCGGCAACUCAACGCGAAAGGACCACUGUUACGAGGGAAUUAAAAUCAGCAAACAUGGCCAUGACAGCAACCAGAGUGCGGUUAAUCCGCUGUUCCUGGCUGUGUGUACAGAGUCCGCAGGAGGGGGGUCCUUUGUGGUCCUGCCAUUAGAACGGACAGGCCGUGUUGACAUCAACACUCCUAAAGUCUGCGGCCACAAGGGACCAGUCCUUGAUGUGAAGUGGAACCCUUUCAACGAUCAUGUGAUUGCCUCUUGCUCAGAGGAUGCAACCGUUAAAGUCUGGCAAAUUCCACAUGAAGGGUUACGGACUAACCUCACUGAUUGGUCAGUUGAUCUCCAUGGUCACCAGAGGCGUGUCGGGUAUAUUGAGUGGCAUCCGACGGCAGAGAACAUCGUCCUGAGUGCAGGACUUGAUUUCAAGUGUAUAAUAUGGAACGUGGAACAGGCUGAGCCAGUCAAUAUCAUGAACUGCCACCCUGACACAGUUUUCUCCCUUUGCUGGAACCGUGACGGCAGUUUAUUCGCUACCACCUGUAAAGACAAGAAGAUAAGGGUCGUUGAUCCAAGGGCCGGAUAUGUUGCAAUUGAAGGUCAAGGCCACCAGGGGCCAAAGGCCACAAAGGUCGUCAUGUUGGGGAAUUCCCUCAGUAACCAUUUAUACACCACGGGGUUUUCCCGAACCAGCGAGAGGCAGCAUGCAAUAUGGGACAUAAGGAGUUUCGGGAAGCCGCUCAAGAUGGAGACUGUCGAUUAUUCCAAUGGAGUGAUGACGCCAUUCUACGAUUUUGACACUGGCGUUGUUUUCCUGGCUGGCAAGGGAGAUGGGAAUAUUCGUUACUAUGAGGUGGUCCCUACAGAGCCAUAUUAUCAUUUCCUCAACCAGUACCAGUCCUCCACCCCUCAGAGGAGCGUCUGUGCCAUGCCAAAGAGAGGCUGUGAUGCACACAAAAACGAGAUCAUGAGGUUCUACAAGCUCUACGCAGACAAAAGCAUAGUGGAGCCCAUUUCUAUGAUUGUACCCAGACGGGCUGAAACUUUCCAAGAAGACAUUUUCCCACCCACUGCCAGUUCGACACCUUCACUGACUGCGGAUGAGUGGAUCUCAGGCCUAAACAGAAACCCUAUCCUGAUCUCCCUGCAGGAUGGUCAUGUGACGAACACACCGCAAACAUCGGCCUCUGUCGCUGUUCAGAAACAGGACGGGGCCCUUUUCCAUGCGCCGACCAUCACAACAUACAAAGCCGUCAACAAGUCUGUCAACGGCUCGCACUACCCAGAGGCCAAAGUCCCAAAGAAGUCUGCAACAGUGCCGCCGUUUGAAGGAACCACAGUGACGGUAACAGCGAGCCUCGCCCCCAGCCAGAGAACAAUGCCGGCGUCCAUCAAGAACAUUCAACGUCUCAGCACCCAUGAGUCCAUAGAGGAAACGUCCAGUGAAACUAGCUCUUCGGACAACGUCAAUGACAUGAUAACAGCUUUUGAGCGGAGAUGGAGACGACCUCCUGAUAACAUUGACGUGGGUCAGAGUUCAAACAUCAAGCGUGGGUGGUCACAAGAGAACAGCAUCACCUCCAAUGGGGCAGGAUCUCAGGAAGUGGAGUUCCAGGGCAGCACCCCUCCCACACCACUGACUCCAAUGUCUCUUCUCAACUCCCUCAUGGAUGUCGAUUAUUCACCAAAGACGAACAAAUUUUUCCCUGGUCAAGUCAACACAACAACAAAAUCACUGCCAAAUAUCAUGGAAGCUAAUAAUAACAACAACAACUGGCUCUCUACAAGUCUGGAGAGACAGACAUCGUACGGGAAACCACUCAGCAGUCAAAAUUCACUCGACAACAGCAGCUCACAGGCCUCAAUUAAUUUAAAAAAGGCAUACUUCCGCCAAGUGGAGGAAAUACGCAGUUUAAAAGAGCAGCUGAGUGUGAAAGAUAAAAGAAUACGUCAGCUGGAAGAGGAGCUCACACUUAUCAAAGAUAUGCAGUGUGGACCAGGGGAAAGUAAUUGCUGAUCACUGCCAAAAGAAGAUAACCAUGCCAAGGGGAAGAACUCUGUCUGUCAGCAGAAGGGACACAUGUACAAAUCAUGAAAAAAAUUCAGCGAUUUUGGAAAAGAAAACACUGAAAGGAUUUGGACGUGUGUUUUGUUCUUCUUUGAAAAUUUUAAUUUAUCCUGACUGGUCAGGUGGUAAGAGCAGUUUUAAUUAUCUGUGUAGUUGAACUUACUGAGUGAAACUUUACCUAGGUGCAAGAGGUAUAAAGUGAAUUAAAAUUGGGAAAGAAGCAGUUCAUUGGGAAAGUCUGAAAAGUGAAGAAAAUGUUGGUAGAACUGAUCGAUUUUAAUUUUUGUUUUCAAUUAUUUAUAAGCAUAGGGAGGUACACAUGCGUAUCCGUCAUUAUCAACCUAUAAUUAGAAAACUCUGUUAAUUAUUCCAUGUUGUUUGUAACAAGAAGGCAGAUAACUCUUGCUGGCAGCAGGAAGUCUGGCUGGGGGUAAAGGGCUUUGUAAAAGGAAACAACUCCAGUUCACCAAUUCGUACUUAAAAAAGAUAAUGGACAGCAGGCUGUCACAAGUAAGCUGACGUUGUUUUUGUUGUUGCCUGGGUUAGCUGACCAUAGUACACCAUGAAUGUGCACUGCAUGCAAGUCGCGUAAGCUUUCAUUUUCAAUGGGCUGUGAACAAGGUCAAGGUCACAGCAUUAGUCACAUGAUCUGAAGGGAAUAACAAAAGUUCUGUGAUUGGUGCACUGUGAUGGCAUGAAUAUUGAUAUGUGGAUGAACUGCGCUUGUGAGUUGUCCACAUGUUAGAAAUCGUCCACCAGCAGAGAUAUUCCUUUGUUUUUCAUCUCAGUCAUUCUGGUACAUACGUGUAUUCUGUUGUAAAUUGUAAGUCAUAUAUGCAAUUUUUCGUGAAAGCCUAAUAGUGAUUGGUUGUUUCUAAGAUACACAAGAUUGUAAACCCAUUUUUGAUUGGUUACUUCUUGUUUUGUUUGAAUUCAAAGUGAUAAUACCAUUGGUUAUUCAUCCAGAAUAGACAGCUUGUGAUUGACUUAUAUACAUGUACUGUCAGUUUUGUGAAAAAGCUUUAAGAUGAUAGCAGCUUGGUAGAAAUAUUAAAUUGUGAUGGGUUGUUGAAGUUGAAACAUUGUUUGUUGGAAGCACUUAAGGAGAGUUUACGUAGAUUGUCACCUGUGAUUGAAUACUACAUGUAUCUUGCUUCGGGUAAGGUUUGAUGAUUGGAAUUUCGAUGUACACGUGUUUGUAGCUUGGGCUGGACGUAGACAUUCAGUAUUUUAUGCUGAGAGACAGGUAUGAAAAUCUGAAGGUGUUAUACUGAUACCACAGUAUAAUUAAAAUACAUUUCGUCCAUUGAAAAGUUUACCGUUAGUGUUCUUCGCUUGUGUUGGACAAACGUGUGGAUAUAUUUAUUAUCAUACAAGUAUAGUAAGUAUAUACGUGGUUUCUGCAAAGAGUUAGUUUGAUAUAAGACUAGUGCUUUUUGUGCUUGAAGUAUUUGAUUUUUUAUUUACCAGAGCCAUAUUCCAUUUUUAUUGUACAAAGUUGUUAUUAUCGGAUUAUAAUUACUGCCAGACUGUAAUUGGAUAAAAAUCAACCAAUCGUGUGUAUUACUUCUGUGUUGUUUUAUUCGAAAAGUGAUAAGUGUUGUGAGUAUCAAGAGAAAUUUUAUAAUCGUGUUUGCAGGAUUUGUGAACAGGAGGAUUAACAUAUUUGGAUUAGCAGGUUUGAAGAUUAGCAGACUUGAUGAUUUCAGGAUUAGCAGAUCUGAGGAUUAGUAGAUUUGAAUGAAUGAUUAUGUCUUAUAGCCAAAUCGUCAAUAUUUCAGCCAUGUGGUGGGGAUAGCAGAUUUGAAGACUAGCAGAGAUGAGGAUUAUCAGAUUUGAAGAUUAGCAGAUACGAGACUGUGUAUUGAACAUCGUUUUAGAGGCCAAAUGAUUCUUUUCCAGUGUCAAAAAAAAAAAGGGUAAACAAAUGAAACUUAAAAUUGGUCAGAUUUGUGCCAAAUGUGGCAGUAAUGUUUUCCAUUGAAGACAUAUUUGCAUGAUCUGAAAGCCUUGAAAAACAGGAAAAAUCAUAAACAAUAUCAGGAUUAUCUUUUAUAAUGUGUGUGUAUUUAAGGGAAGAAGUUCUUUACAGGAACAGGUAGUCACUUUCAUUCUUGAUAGUCACUUUUAUUCUUUUGAACUGUAGAAAUCUCUUGUCCAUACACGGGUUAGAUCUCUUAUAGUCUUUCAUAAAAUACCAGUACUGAAGGUUUAUCAGGAGUGCAGUCUGGUAGUACAUCGAUUUAGUUUGCUUUUAGACGAUAGUAUAGCAUAGAAAAUGAGCAGAAACUGUUCGCUCUUUUCUUACCAAAAUUUAUUUUGUUUCACAGUGUCUUAAUUUUGCUAUAUCUGUCAUAUAUUAAUUAAUUUACAUAAAGUCAACUAUUAAAGUAAGCAGUGCGAGUUUGUUAAAAAAGUUUGACUGUAAAUCUGCAACCUCUAAAACUGUUUUUUGGCGAUGGAAUUUAGCCAUGCAAUUUUCGUGGAAAGGACGCUAAAUUGAUUUGUUUGUGUCAGUCAAGAUGCAAGCUUUUUAAAAUUGAAAAUUAUAUUUCUCUACACCACAUGUUUUAACAUCAGAAUGUUUUAAGAUUUUGGUUGAAUAGGAAUUUGAAAGGGUUGAAACUAAGCUGUAGAGGGAAUACGUUAUGCUUAUUCCUUUAAUAUGGUAACUAAUACCAAUGUAGUGUAAAGUCUCCUGCCCAGGGCAUAUCCUAUGUACACCCCCCGAUGUGACUGUGCCUGGUGUAGGCGUGGUCUGCAGCUCUAGCGAGUGUAUAUCAAUAUGUUAACCCUCCUGUUAAAUCAGCCAAUGGCAGUGGAGAGUCACUGGUCAUUCAGGAAUAAGAUUUUAUCUUCUUAGUGCUAUACACAGAGGUGUGACCUGUAUCGCUUCCAGUCAGCAUUUAGAGUUCACCCACACCUCGUCUUUUUGUGUUGGAAUCCAGGGUGAAAACUUAGUGGCUUUUUAAACGUGUAGUAAGCCGAGUCAGCAUUUCAGGAGCCCCGCAAAUUCUCGCAAAUGUGGAUGAGACAGGGCGGGGGAUGAGACAAAAAGGCGAGAUUUCGCAAUACUUGUGAGGUUGAAUAUACAUCUUUCACGGCUGGGUCUGUCAGCCCAACGGCAUCGACAGUAGCCGCCAUGAAAUCGCGCCUGUCAUAGACGUGAUAUUUCACGAGAGCCCCCACCCUGUCUCGUCCAGACCUGUGUGAAGUCGAGAAAUAAAAGGACUCCUGAAAUGCUUACUCGGCUUUAUACAUUAGUCGAUGAUUGUUGUAAAAUGUCCGUGUUCUAGUAGCCAGUUUGAUUGUCUCGGAAUUCUGGAUGUACACAUUUUCCAUUGUAUUUUUUAUGCAAUUUUUUAACAAGAAAUUAUGCAAAUUGUUUUUAGCUUUCUUCCAGGUGCUUUGUCAUAAUUCAUUGUUUUUCCCUUCAUAAUAAUUCCCCAGGAUGCCCUAGUGCGGGUACAUGCACACUCUUUCAUGGUGUCUGAUUGGAUAAAAAUCAACCAAUCCUGUGUAUUGGUUCUGCGUUGUUCGUUUGGAAAGCUGAUGUCAUAUAUUCACCUCAUGAUCACAUGGCUGCUUCCAUGGGAACCGUCUCAUAUACCAUAUCUGAGGGAGAUGUUGUCUUGUAACCUUGAUCUGUAUAUUUUACUGAGUUCUUGAUCUGAUUUAUGUUCAACACAGUUGAUCCCUUUGAUCAGCUCCGCUGCCAGAUUGUGUACACGAAAGUGUAUCGCAUUGAGUUUUGUCGUUUGAUAUAUUCUUAUAGCCGUUUUAACUCUUUUAUUCUUUCUAUCCGUUUUUUGGUUAUUUAUGAGGCAAACUUUCUGUUGUUUUUGACACCUCGGCAACAUAUGGUUAAGAAGUUCGGGUAAAGGCUGUUAGUUAUAUUUCCACGAGUUGUCUCCCUUAGGACUCAACUGGCGAGUCGUGUAUGUAAAUGUUCCAAGACCUUAACAUAUCUUGCCAAGCACUGUCGACCUAUACUACAAGCCUGCCUAAAGGUUCUCAACAAGCACCUUAUUAGUCACAAGCCAGCCAUGAGCGAGCUACCAACCAACCGUUAGCCAGCCUGCAGUGAGAUUUGGAAUGCUUGUGGAACGGUGGUCGCUAUGUGCAAUAUCUGGGUGAAAUGGAUAUGGAAUGGUGGUGGAAUGAUAGCAGUCUGCUGCAAGUGUUCCAGAGGUGAGCUAACAGCAUUAGGCACCAUACCCACAGGCCACAGCACUAUCUCCACUUUCUCAGCAGAUGAAGUGUUAAACGCUGACUAAAAGCGUGCUGAUAGAAUGAUAAAAGCUCGUCACAAACGUGCUAGUUGUGUGCUAGGAGCUUGCCAUUGAGAACCUUUAAGCUGUUUGGAACUGUAAAGUAUCGGCGCAUUUUUUUUUUAUUUUUGUAAUCCAGGCUAUAUUUUUUGUAUUACGCUCACCACCUCUAACUGUCCUUGUAUAUGUCUAUAAAAAAUAUACACAGAUCUGAUUUAGUUCCUGUCCUUUUUUUAUUUUCAUGAUGUAAUGUAUUUUGUAGUGUAAUACAGCCUUCCCACAAGCCCGUUUUGACCCCUUAUUUGUAUGGUAUGUAUUUAUUGGAGAGUAUAUACCCACAAUUCUCAGUGAUUUGCUUCUGUGCGGACGUUACAAGCUAACCACUCAGUGUACACAUAUGUGGCAUCUGUGCCCUUGUUACCGCACCAUAAAAUGUUAUUGUAUAUCCCGUGUUCCUCUACACAAAAACUGCAGUAAUACGACAAUAAAUAUGCCAUUUACGUAAAACAACUUCU
Liolophura sinensis is the source of this 7445-nucleotide messenger RNA. RefSeq names its product coronin-2B-like. The record is from RefSeq and is a predicted model, not a curated record. Bases 524 to 2608 code for a protein of 694 amino acids. The transcript is spliced from 18 exons. NCBI's taxonomy places the organism in Eukaryota, Metazoa, Mollusca, Polyplacophora, Chitonida, Chitonidae. Gene Ontology annotation, molecular function: actin filament binding.